Molecule: messenger RNA, 3317 nt
Organism: Trachymyrmex septentrionalis
Lineage: Eukaryota; Metazoa; Arthropoda; Insecta; Hymenoptera; Formicidae
Gene: Hcs
Product: biotin--protein ligase
Exons: 16
Coding region: 261-3212 (983 amino acids)
Biological process (GO): protein modification process
Cellular component (GO): cytoplasm
Molecular function (GO): biotin--[biotin carboxyl-carrier protein] ligase activity
Source: RefSeq, a predicted model, not a curated record
UUCUGCCGAACGUCCAGAGCAUUUUGUCCAGUCAUGUCUAGUCUAGUACAUUCCUAGCUGUCUUUAGGAAUGCCACAGUAACUAUCGAUAUUUUCGAGAAUGGGCUACCUGGGGUUACUGAUUCUGCGCUCUACUUUAAUCCCAUUGUAAGCGAAAAGCGAUGGUUCACGAUUAUGAUCUAAAAUCUGUGGCAGGAAUUUCCAUUCAAAAGUAAACUAGCAAGUAUUUUAAACAAUAUCAGCUAUUUUUAUGAAAAAAGUAUGCUGUUAACAUUUCUUUACAUAAUAGCCACUAUCAUGCAAGCACGAAGGAUAUCAUUUCUGAAAGCACAUUUAAAUACCAUCUUUAAGGAAAGCAAGAAUCAUCCUUCUAUUGCACUUAAGAUUAAGUCACUUCGACACUUAAAUAAAGAUCGCAACGCAUCACGAUAUGACGAUGAACAUUUUAUGAGUUCUCGCUUGUGUACUAACAAGCAUCUUGCGAAACUUGACGAAUUAGUAUGGUUUCAAGAAAAUGCAAAAUUAUAUACUAUAUAUCCUCAACAAAAAGUUGAUAUAUCCGACUGGCUGAGUUAUCCAAGUGGAAAGUCGUUUCCCCUGUAUGCGAGUAACUGUUGUCAGAUUUCAAGCAAAUCUGACCUCAAGAUGCAUAUUCUUGUCGAAGUUGAUAUGGAAACUUAUAGAUCUCGGGCCUCAACAGUCUCUGCAAAACUUGAGGAUUAUGGUCUAAUCAUGGCAUGGACAACAUCAGAUACGAAUAUGAGCUUUAUUUUAGAAACAGAUAUAGAACAUAUUACGAGCUUAAUAACUGGAAUCAUGCAAGGACAAUAUUGUAUUAAUCAUGGCUUAUGUUUAACACGUGUUCAAUCUGUUUUAGUAUCAGGAAAACCGUAUAUUUAUAAUGAUACUGGACAUCUUGGCCCACCACCAAAUAAAAAUAGUUUUUAUGCAAAGUGCGAAGCAGCUCGAGUAUCUUCCCAGAAAAAUAAGCCUAAAGGAAUUAUAUGUGGUGUGAGUGUACGAUCACAAGAUAAAAAUGUGAAUGCUGAAGCAUUUACGGAAGACUUCUAUGUAACAAGUAAGAAAGAUAUACCAGCAUUAUGCAUAAUUGUCUCUAAAAAUUUUUGUAAGUAUAUACUUUUAAUUUUAUAUCUUUUAGAUGUUAAAUCAUCUAAUUCGGCACCAGCAACAUGUAAUUCGUCACCAACUGAUGAACGUAUAGGAGGAUUAGUAAAAAAUCCAUAUAAUAGAGCAUUACCAAGCGACGUGCUUCUUGCCGCUACUGGAGGAUACAAACCUGAUUUAACUAAAAUUUAUUUACCUGAAAACAUGGAGAAAAAAGACAAUACUAAUGAAGAAGUUGAAAAUAUUGAUCAAAGCAAGUCUACUAAAGAAGCAACUUGCAAAAAUUCUGAAUUGGAAGUAGGGGAAAUUCUCAGUAAGGUGAUUAAACCACCAAAUGUUCUCGUCUGUGCAGAUACUCUAGGUGCGACCGACAAUUUAGAAAAUUUAUUAUCAAAAGUGCUAGAGCGAGAUAGGUAUGACAUCCAUGUAUUUUGCAAAGGGGAUUAUAAUAGUUGCAAAAUUUGGAUAGAUCAGGUUUCUUUAGUAGUUCUUUGUGGUAAUGUUGGUGCAGAGCUCGGUGCUCAGCUUGUAGAAUACAUUAUACAAGGAGGCAAACUCUUAGCGUUAUGCUCUGACAUGUUACAUAUUUUGCUACCAUCGUUUAAGACUGCCGAAGUACGUGAGAAUGAACUCGUACACUUUUCAUAUGGUAAAUGGAAACAAGUGCGUAUGAUGCAUCACAUUUUUUGCUAUCAUGCAUCCCCCGUACGUACUCGUUUUUCUCAAGAUCACGAAGAUACAAGGACGUCCGCAUUGAAUACUCCAACGUCAACUAGUGUUAAGGACAAAAAGGGAAAUUUACAUUCGUUUGAUGUAAAAGUAUUAGGCAGAGAAGAAACAUGGCACAGUCCAAGCAUAUUACUCGCAACUUUGCCUAAUAGUGGUGGUAAAGUGGUGUUCUCUCAAAUUCAUUUAGAGAUAGAUCCAAUGAAAUACGUAUAUGAGGGAGAUAAAUUUAACGAGCUAAAAAAAAGUAAUACUGCUCGGUUGGAAAUAAUCAGCGAUCUACUGAGUACACAUUUAGGAUUGGAUGUAAAUCGUGAUUUAAGUCAAGUAUCAGAUAAAAAAUCUAUGCGGUAUACUCCAGGUUACUUUUUAGGCAAAUUUGAGAUGAAGAUGAAGCUGCUUGAAAAACUGAAGAAUAGAAUGGAUAAAAAUAACAUAUUAAAAAUGUCAGACAUAGAAAUUCAAUUUUGCGCAAAUAACGAUGAUGCGCACUCACCAUCUGCUAAGUUUCUCCCUAUUAUGAUGCAUAUGUGCCCGCCUAAUUUCUCGACUGUAGAUUAUUUUGAAAAUCUGUGUACAAAAGAAUUGGGCCGCUUAGUGAUAUACGCCGAUAUUUUGACUUCAUCUAUGCAUGUGAGUAAUGCCCGAUUACAACACGGACUGGCAGUUAUUCCACGGCAACAAAUACACGGACGAGGGCGAUAUAAUAAUAAAUGGCUCAGUCCAAAUGGUUGUGCCAUGUUUACUUUACAAGUACACAUUUCUAUAAUGUCGAGUCUCGGUCGUUAUGUCUCGCUUCUUCAACAUGUUGCUGCUGUAGCACUUGUAUCAGCUGUAAGAUCUAUUAAAGGAUAUGAGGAUAUUAAUCUCAGAAUAAAAUGGCCUAACGACAUAUAUAUAGAUAACUCGAUUAAGAUUGGUGGUAUAAUCGUUUCUACGCGAUCGGAAGAUGUUGGAGCAAAGUACAUUUGCAAUAUUGGUGCUGGUGUAAACCUUUCCAAUAAUAAACCCACAACUUGCAUCAAUGAUGCGAUUCUGCAAUAUAAUCAAAAAUAUGGUACAAAAUUGGAAACGUUGUCUCAUGAAAAGUACUUGGCAUUGAUAUUCAAUGAAAUGGAAACUUUAUUAGAUAUUCUACAGAACGGCAACACAGAACACUUCUAUCAACUCUAUUACAAAUAUUGGUUGCACACGAAUGCAAAUGUGAUGGUAACGAGAAUAAAUGGAAGAAGAGAAAGUGUCACAAUCUUGGGUAUCGAUGAUUAUGGAUAUUUGUUAGUGCAAGGAAAAAAAGGCUUAUUUUCUGUACAAUCAGACGGAAAUAGUUAUGAUCUUUUCAAGGGGCUAAUAGUACCAAAAUAAAGAAUUAUAUGUUCGUUACUUGUUACCGCGAAUUAUAUCUACAUGUUAAAAUGUGAUAAUAAAUACACAUGUAUAUAUAUAUAACGUGCAAUUUUAUAUCUCUAU